AUGCUUUGGCAGAUGUCGCCGGAGAGAAGAGAGGAGGCCCUCGCGAGGGAGGCGGAGAGGACGGGGCGCCCGAGGGGCGGCCCCGGUGGCGGCGGUAGACUUCUCAAUGAUUUCAAGAAUGUCAGGUACGAUGAGGAACGGGAUAACCCGAGGUUUGAAAGGAGGACGGAGAAGAAGGAGGAGGAAAACCGAGAUCGGACCCGGGAAACGGGAAGACAGACGUCUAGGCACGACGGCGGGAGGUCGAGUUGGAGAAGCCCGCAAGGCGGUUUUGGGCGAGGGGCUCAGAGGUCGUCAUCGGCACCGGUGGCUCCGAAGACGUUUCGACCGGAGCGGGUACAGGGACGUAAGCCUCCUGCGUACAGCGGUGAGGCCCCGAACAGCGCAAGAUCGGCAGGGCAAGCCGGUUCUGGGCGCGGGUCCAGGAGGUCUUCAUCGGCGCCGAUGAAUCCAGAAGCAUUUCGGUCAGAGAUGCUCUCGGGGAUGUCCAUACAACCGGACAGGGGAGUCAGUGAGCGCCCUUCCGCAUCUCAACAACGGCACGAACCAAAGGUCCAGGUGGCCAAAAGGAAAGACGUCGACGACUUGAUACCCGAACUGUCCUCUGAACACGCAAACAAAGUCAACACGGCUCUGAAGAUCUACCGCGCAAGAUCCCUCUACUUCACGCGCCCUGAACAGCUCAACAGCCCGCCAGCCCGAUCCAAAGGCUACCCACAACCCGCCGCAAGGGACGACGGCGGCACCAUCUUCGCCUCCCCCGCCAGGAGCCUCGCCUACGAGCACGCGAGGGUCUUCUUCACCCGCCCCAAGGCGCACUUCCUCUACUCGGCCGCCAACUUCAAGCAGCACCCGAUCAACACGACGACGCCGGAGGUGUGCGUGAUCGGGGCGAGCAACUGCGGCAAGUCGUCCUUCGUCAACGGCCUGACGGGCCUCAGCGGCCGGGGCAUGGCGAUGGAGGGCCACGAGGCGGGCAAGACGGUGACGAUGAACGCGUACGGGAUCGGGUCGCUGGCGCGGGUCCCGCGGCGGGAGGUCGCGUCGCCGGCGGCGGCCGGGGAGAAGGGGUCGGUCCACGGGGCGAUCCUGGUCGACACGCCGGGGUACGGGUACGCGAGCCGGAAGGAGUGGGGGCGGGAGAUCGUGGAGUACCUCAAGAAGAGGACGAUGCUGAGGGGCGUGGUGCUGCUGCUGUCGGCGGAGAAGAGGGUGUCGGCGCAGGACGAGGCCGUGAUGAGGCUGGUGGCGGAGGCGGGGCGGCCGGCGAUGGUGGUGUUUACGAAGAUGGACAAGACGCUGGCGCGGGGGAGGCGGUCUGAGAAGGGCGGGAUCGAGAUGAGGCUGAGGGAGGUGGAGAGGGCGUUUGCGAGGACGGGGUGGGAGGGGUGGGGGCCGAGGAUCCAUCUCACCGCGGCGAAGAUGGAGAGGCCCAAGGAGCUGGCGUCUGAGACGGGGCACGCGAUGGCGGCGGCGAUUCCGGGGAUGGCGGGGGUCAGGAUAGAGAUUUUGGAAAUGAUUGGCUUGAGGGAGUUUGUUGCGCCGUUGGAUCGUGCGACGAUGAGGGAUCUGGGGGUGGAAGAGCCCGAUGUGGAAGAGCUAGAGGUCGAGGGAGAGCAGACGACGGUUGGCGAGACAGGGGCUGAGGCAGGGGAGGAGAAGGAGAUGAGUGGGGAGAAGAGGGAGAAGCCUGGGAAGGCCAUGGAGAGCGAUCCGACGGCGUGGAAAGGGGAGAUCCUUUCGUACGAGGAGCUGCAGAAGAAGUUUGGGGACUGGAGCUCGUGA
Colletotrichum karsti is the source of this 1785-nucleotide messenger RNA. Its product is annotated as ribosome biogenesis GTP-binding protein YsxC. The transcript is spliced from 2 exons. Gene Ontology annotation, cellular component: mitochondrion. The record is from RefSeq and is a predicted model, not a curated record. Gene Ontology annotation, molecular function: GTP binding. NCBI's taxonomy places the organism in Eukaryota, Fungi, Ascomycota, Sordariomycetes, Glomerellales, Glomerellaceae. The coding region runs from base 1 to 1785 and encodes 594 amino acids.